GCGGAAGUGGCUCUGUUUUGCUUCGCUUUGGCCAAGAUGGCGGCGUACCUGCAGUGGCGGCGCUUCGCCUUCUUCGACCGGGAGACGCUGGCCUCGGCCGCCGAGGGAAGGCCGCUCCUCCUGCCGCCGGGCAUCUCCGCCUGCGACGCCGGCAGAGGGAGCCUUGUCUUCGGGGAUAUGGAAGGGGUGAUCUGGUUCCUGCCCCGCUCCCUGGAGCUCAGCAGCUUCCAGGCCUAUAAGCUGCGGGUGACGCACCUCUUCCAGCUGAAGCAGCACAGCAUCCUGGCUUCUGUGGGGGAGGAUGAGGAAGGCAUCAACCCUUUGGUCAAAGUCUGGAAUCUCGAGAAACGCGAUGGUGGGAAUCCUCUCUGCACUCGCAUUUUCCCCGCGAUUCCUGGCAACAAGCCCACGGUUGUGUCCUGCCUCACCGUCCAUGAGAAUCUCAACUUCAUGGCUAUUGGCUUUGCUGAUGGCAGUGUCGUUCUCACAAAAGGCGACAUCACGAGAGACCGACACAGCAAGACCCAGAUACUUCACGAGGGGAGUUUCCCAGUGACAGGCCUCGCCUUUCGCCAGUCCGGGAAAACAACCCACCUGUUUGUCGCCACCACCGAGAACAUCCAGUGCUACACGCUCUCCGUGAAGGACUACCCGCAGCUGGAGCUGGACACGCGUGGCUGUGGCCUGCGCUGCUCCACUCUCAGCGACCUCUCCCAGGACCUUCAGUUCAUCGUGGCUGGAGAUGAAUGCGUAUACUUGUACCAGCCGGACGAGCGGGGACCGUGUUUUGCCUUCGAGGGCCAGAAGCUGAUUGCCCACUGGUAUCGAGGCUUCCUUGUCAUCGUGUCCAAGGACCGGAAGACCUCUCCAAAGUCUGAUUUUGCCGGGAGCGACGCACAAAACUCCGACAAACAAAUCCUGAACAUCUACGACUUGGGCAACAAGUUCAUCGCGUACAGCUCCGUCUUCGACGACGUGGUGGACGUCCUGGCGGAGUGGGGCUGCCUGUAUGUGCUGACCAGGGAUGGGAAGCUCCAUGUGCUGCAGGAGAAAGACACCCAGACCAAGCUGGAGAUGCUCUUCAAGAAGAACCUCUUUGAAAUGGCCAUUAACUUGGCCAGGAGUCACCACCUGGACAGCGAUGGCUUGUCUGAGAUCUUCCGCCAGUACGGAGACCAUCUGUACAACAAGGGCAACCACGAUGGCGCCAUUCAGCAGUACAUCCGCACCAUUGGGAAGCUGGAGCCCUCCUAUGUGAUCCGCAAGUUCCUGGAUGCUCAGCGGAUCCACAACCUGACGGCCUACUUGCAGACGCUGCACCUCCAGUCUCUGGCCAACGCUGACCACACCACGCUCCUGCUGAACUGCUACACCAAGCUGAAGGACAUCUCCAAGCUGGAGGAGUUCAUCAAGACAAGUGAGAGCGAGGUGCACUUUGACGUGGAGACGGCCAUCAAGGUCCUGCGCCAGGCGGGCUGCUACUCGCAUGCGGUCUACCUGGCCGAGAAGCAUGCACACCACGAGUGGUACCUCAAGAUCCAGCUGGAGGACAUCAAGAACUACCAGGAAGCCCUGCGCUACAUCGGCAGGCUGCCCUUUGAGCAGGCCGAGAGCAACAUGAAGCGCUACGGCAAGAUCCUCAUGCACCACGUCCCACACGAGACCACGGAGCUGCUCAAGGUCCUCUGCACCGACUACCGGCCGGCAGGAGACCGGGAGGGCCCCGGAGGGAUGGAAGGGCGGAAGGCCAAUCCUGACGAGUUCAUUCCCAUCUUUGCCAACAACUCCCGGGAGCUCAAGGCCUUCCUGGAGCACAUGUCGGAGGUGCUGCCCAACUCUCCACAAGGCGUCUACGAUACCCUCCUGGAGCUGCGCCUCCAGAACUGGGCCCACGAGCAGGAUCCGCAGGCUAAAGAGAAGCUCCACAACGAAGCCAUUUCCUUGCUGAAGAGCGGGAAGUUCCAGAGCGUCUUCGACAAGGCUUUGGUCCUGUGCCAGAUGCACAACUUCAAGGACGGCAUCCUCUACCUCUACGAACAGGGCAAGCUCUUCCAGCAGAUCAUGCACUACCACAUGCAGAAUGAGCAGUACCGGAAGGUGGUGGAGGUGUGCGAGCAGUACGGGGACCAGGAGGCCUGCCUGUGGGAGCAGGCGUUGGGCUACUUCGCCCACAAGGAGGAGGACUGCAAGGAGUACAUCGCGGCCGUGCUCAAGCACAUCGAGACCAAGAACCUGAUGCCGCCUCUGCUGGUGGUGCAGACUCUGGCCCACAACUCCACGGCCACCCUGUCGGUCAUCAAGGACUACCUGGUCAGCAAGCUCCAGAGGCAGAGUCGCCAGAUUGAGCAGGAUGAGCAAAGGAUCCACAAGUACCGGGAGGAGACCAAGCGGAUCCGCAAGGAGAUCGAGGAAUUGAAAAACAGCCCCAAGAUCUUCCAGAAGACCAAGUGCAGCAUCUGCACCAGCGCGCUGGAGCUGCCCUCGGUGCACUUCCUAUGCGGCCACUCCUUCCACCAGCACUGCUUCGAGAGCUACUCCGAGAGCGGCUCCGAGUGCCCCACCUGCCUCCCGGAGAACCGCAAAGUCAUGGACAUGAUCCGCGCCCAGGAGCAGAGACGGGACCUGCACGACCACUUCCAGCACCAGCUGAAGUGCUCCAACGACAGCUUCUCGGUGGUGGCCGACUACUUUGGCCGGGGCGUCUUCAACAAGCUGACCCUCCUGACGGACCUCCCGCCGGGGAAGUCAGCCAUGGCUCUCGACGCAGGCUUGCAGCGGGACCUCCUGAUCCACACCAAGAGGAGCACCUAGCUGCCCUUUUCCCGAAGACUCUGGCUGUGCCAUGAACUAAGCGGGGAUUGGAAUCUGAUCCAGAGGUGGAUCUGGCCCUUGGCCUGGAAUCCCAGGUGUGCAUGAACUCGAAGACGGCCUGGGCAGGAAUCCUCUUCCCUUCCUCAUUACUUGAUUGCAUCUCUGAAGGGGUUUAGAGCAGGCUUGGGCAAACUUCGG
Anolis sagrei ordinatus is the source of this 3009-nucleotide messenger RNA. RefSeq names its product VPS11 core subunit of CORVET and HOPS complexes (gene VPS11). Gene Ontology annotation, molecular function: protein-macromolecule adaptor activity; protein binding. Gene Ontology annotation, biological process: organelle fusion; intracellular protein transport; vesicle-mediated transport. Lineage: Eukaryota; Metazoa; Chordata; Lepidosauria; Squamata; Anolidae. The record is from RefSeq and is a predicted model, not a curated record. Gene Ontology annotation, cellular component: HOPS complex; endosome.